AAUUGGGUUAAAUCCCAAAUAUCUUCUUACUGGUCAUAGAGUACACUAACGUAGGGAGAAUAACCGGCGGCUGUAGGCAGUAUGUAGUGUACCUCAGUAGGGGGUAGUGAGUGGUUUAGGAUGUAGCCUGAGUGAACAGGCGUGAGUCUCCGUAGUAACACAUUGACAGUGACAGACUCUUUUAACUUUAUUUGAGUGUUGUGUGAAUGAAUGAAUGAUUAAUGACAAUGAAAGUUGUUGCACUUAUAAGUGGUGGCAAAGACAGCUGUUACAACAUGAUGCAGUGUGUUUCUGCAGGACACACUAUAGUAGCACUGGCCAACCUCAGACCAGCUCAUACAGAUGAGCUCGACAGCUACAUGUAUCAAACGGUUGGGCAUCAGGCUAUUGAGCUGUAUGCAGAAGCUAUGGAUCUGCCAUUGUACAGGAGGACCAUAGAAGGCUCGAGUGUGGACACAGGCAGAGAAUACAGCCCGAAUGAUGCUGAUGAGGUGGAAGACCUGUACCAGCUACUUCAACUUGUGAAGGAAAAGGAAGGUGUUGAAGCUGUAUCAGUUGGAGCCAUUCUGUCUGACUACCAGAGAGUUCGGGUGGAAAACGUGUGCUCCAGGUUGCAGCUCCAGCCUCUGGCGUAUUUGUGGCGCCGUGAGCAAGCUGAUCUGCUCAGUGAGAUGAUCUCCUCUGGCCUUCAGGCCUUCCUCAUCAAGGUGGCGGCGUACGGUCUGGAUCCUGGAACACAUUUAGGAAAGACUCUGGCUGAGAUGGAACCCUAUCUGCAUCAGCUUUCAAAGAAGUACGGCGUGCAUAUCUGUGGCGAAGGGGGCGAGUACGAGACCUUCACCACUGACUGUCCCUUAUUCAAGAAAAGGAUAGUCAUUGAUGCGAUGGAGACGAUUAUACAUUCAGAUGACGCCUUUGCCCCAGUCGCAUACCUGCGAUUUACACAAAUGCACACAGAAGACAAAAUGACAGGCUCCACAGAGAACGUGCUGCCCCUCACUAGCUGUCCUUGCCGGAGCGCCAUCGACAUGAUGACUGAGGAGACGGCCUGUGCUGAUAAAGCCCAAGACGUACAGGAAGAAUUUGCAUCAAACGAGUGUCAGUUUACGAGCUCAGCCAGAAGUUCUGCAGGUUAUCAGUGGAUCGCUGGAAUCAGCGGCCGUUCCUCCGAGCACACAGAUAUCCAGAGUCAGACGCAGCAUGCCUUCACUGUGCUGCAAGGAGAAUUACAGAAGAAGGCAUGGCAGCUGAAGCACAUUGUGCUGGUUCACUUGUAUGUGAGAAACAUGGAGGACUUUGGGAAAGUGAACGCUGUAUAUCGCCUUUUCUUCAGACACUGUCCUCCAGCCAGGGUGUGUGUGCAGGCUCGGCUGCCCGUGGGUCAUCUCUUGCAGAUGGAUGUGCUGCUUCACGACUGGUCUGCGGCUCCUGAAGAAGACUGCUUCCAACACAGAGACACGCUGCAUGUGCAAAGCAUAUCUCACUGGGCGCCGGCUAACAUCGGGCCCUACAGCCAGGCAGUGCAGGUGGAUGAGGCCGUGUUCUGCGCAGGUCAGAUCGCUCUGGUCCCCUGCACCAUGCAGCUGCUGAGGGCGGGUCCAGGCUGUCAGGCCCAGCUGUGUUACAGCCACAUGGAGAAAGUGCUGCGUGCCAUGAGUUUUAGUCUCACGUUGGGACACACACUGCAGGCACACUGCUAUGUCACAGACCUUACACACAUACCAGCUGUCAGAAAGUUGUGGCAAGAUAAGAUGCAGGACCCCCAAGACCAGGAGGUAUGCUAUAAAGUAGAAGAGAUUCAAUGCCCUCCUCUGGUUGUUUCUGUGAUGCCCACUUUGCCCAGAGGAGCAGCAGUGGAGCUUCAUGUCAUUGCUGUGCAGGACGAGCCUGCAGAAAGAACUUCCUGUCAGAUGACCUCUGAGAUCUCAGGAGCUUCUAUCCACUGGCAGGUGCUGCAGUCCAGUACCCGCCUUUAUGCCACUCUGUCCCUGAAUGUGUCCCUGCAUGAGUCAUGCACAACACCAGAGUGCAUGGACACAGAGGGCAUUCUGGGGGCUGUGAGCACCUCCUUCCAACAAGCUCUAGAGCAGAUGGAGGAGACUCUGUCUCCUUUAUGCACCAGAAUCUUCUACAAGGACAGCAAUAAGUUAGCCACUGAGCUCUCUGCAGGACUGCAGGGUUGCUUAGAAAGCAGACUGGGUGCGAAAAGGCCAGCUCUGGUGCUGGUUCCUGUGCUGGAGCUACCGGACCACACUCUCCUUCACAUCUCCUGCUGGCUCAGCACAUAGUGGAGAACAAGAACCAUAUAGUAACUUCAGGCUGGACUGGUAGUAGUAAUAGUAGCUUAUCAAUGUCCGGUGGUAAAUGACUGGUUUAUGGACAUCAAGACAUUUUAUAAUUCAUCUACUGAGUCCUGUUGAACAGCUUCUACAUGUGACUUACUACUCAUAAGCCAUUUAAUAUUGUAUACUCUGAAUAAACACCUUAAAAUACAUACACAUCCACUAAUACAAACAUCACAAGAGGACUGUGUAAAAUAACUAUGCAGAGUGCUUAGAAUCAAGAAAUCCGAGAUCGGACAGUAGCCUCGUGUAUCGUCAUCUAUCCUAGAAUUCACACUGAAAUUAGUAAGAUGAUAUUUUUUCACAGCACAAGGGACCUUUUGCUUUAUCCACAUCUCUCCAACUGAAGUAUCUUCUACACUCCAGCGCUGCUCUGUUGGUUUUUCUUCAUGCACUUCGCUCUACAGCUACAUGUCAGACAAUCAUAAAACUGUGGUAGGUUAUAUUUUUAAUGAAGCUUACAAGAUCUACGGAGAUUACAAAUCUUUCAUACACAUCACAAACAAAAAGAAAAACCCUAGAGGAGGAAAAAAAACAGAAGAGUUGGUGUUUGGAUAUAGUCCCUGUAAGUGUAAGUGAUAAACUGAAUAACAAUACAUGUCUGUGUGGUGGCCUGGGAAAACACUUCACAUUUCAUACUAUAAAUGGUCUAAACACAGAGUUUUCCUGAACUGAACUUCACAUCUCUUUUGCAGGUAUCUCAACCUCAAAAAAGUCCAUUUUUUUAAAACCAUUUUAAAGUCUGAUUUGUGGCAAAAGUGAAAAGAGAGAAAAUCAAAUGGAAAUAUUUCAUUCAUACUGUGGUGCAGGAACCUGGCAGACAUUUUGACAGAUGGUAUAUGAUUACUGAGUUGAUUAGGCUUAUCCUAUAGCAAGCAGAUAUCCAACAACUUGAUCAAAGUGUGACACUCUAAGUGUGAUGAAAUCGUACUUAGCUAGCAAGGAUUUAAGCAUCUUAAGGCAGAUUGACUGUUCAUCAUACCACAGUUACAACGUGAUAUUUACAGGAAAAUCGAGUAGGCAAGAUAAAUACAUUAAAUUGAAGUAAAAACAAACUUUUCCAUGCUGUUUUCUAUAUGCUUCUUAUUUUAAAGUGUCAAAGUAUGUUAAAGGAAUUUUUUUGGCAAAGUUUUGUUUCUGGACUGUUGGUGGUCUGUUUCCCAGACCACCAAACAUUUAAACUAAUCGCAAUAAAUGUACAUGGAAGUUGAA
Tachysurus vachellii is the source of this 3554-nucleotide messenger RNA. RefSeq names its product diphthamine biosynthesis 6 (gene dph6). The record is from RefSeq and is a predicted model, not a curated record. Gene Ontology annotation, biological process: protein histidyl modification to diphthamide. The coding region runs from base 222 to 2288 and encodes 688 amino acids. Lineage: Eukaryota; Metazoa; Chordata; Actinopteri; Siluriformes; Bagridae. The transcript is spliced from 15 exons. Gene Ontology annotation, molecular function: diphthine-ammonia ligase activity.